AUCAGAAAUUGCGGAGGAGAAAAGAUGGGACAUGUCAUGGAAGUUGUUAAGUGACAUUGAAAUACAUUGUUGCAGGGCAAGAAGCCAAAACAUCAUUUCAGCUGCUUUGAAGAAGAUACCAUAACUAGAACCUUGUCUAUGAUCUUUCAAGCAAGUGUGGGCAUCAAUUUAUUAGAAGUGACAAUAUAUGCAAAUAGGAAUUAGUUUUUGUUGUCGGUCGUCGUGAAAAAUAUAUUUUUUCGUGAAGGAACAGCUGCAUUGCCUGAAGCCCCAACAAAAGAAAACGCGUCAUCAUGGGCUGCUCUAUUGAAUGAGAGAAGGGUAGCAAACUUGCUAAUCUCAACAGCAUUUUCAGUCAUCAGGAUCCGGGUUAAAGCUUUCGUUGCAAGACUCUAUGCCAAACAUGGGGAUGCAAGACACAACGAAAGGCCAGAACUACGAAAAGUUCGAAAACGACGAAGCACCGAUGGAAGCUAAGGAGGAGAAACCAGCUACUAACCACAAAUGUGCCCCACAAGAUGGUUUCAAAUUGAUAGUUGCUGGCUGCAUUCUUUUUGCACUUUCAUUAACUGCAGGAGUAGUAGUAGAUACAUUUCUGAGGAAAGCUCCAACAGGCCAUGGUGGGGUUGCUAGUGAUUCUCAAGAAUGCUCCAACAUUGGAAUUAGCAUCCUUCAUGAUGGAGGAACAGCAGUAGAUGCAGCAAUUGCAACAAUGUUGUGUCUUACUGUAACAAGGCCAAGCAGUACAGGUCUUACAAGCGGGGGCUAUAUGUUGUUGCACACACCAAAUGGCAAAGAUGUUACAAUUGAUUUCCAGUUUGUUGCACCAAAUUCAGCAUCAGAGGAUAUGUUUGGCAAAGAUAAAUCGAAAUCAGUAACGGGUGCAUUGUCUUUUGCCAUUCCUGGACUACUCAAAGGACUAAAGCUGGCUCACAAAGAUUAUGGAAAGCUCCCAUGGUCAAAUUUGUUGGAACCUGCCAUUGGAAUAGCAAAAAGUGGAUUCAAAGUUAACCAGGACCUAGUUGAUUCAAUCAGCAAUGCCUUGACUGGUGCUUCAGCUGAUUUUAAGAAAGUUUUUACACCAAGUGGGAAAAUACCAAAGGUUGGGGAUACAUUAAAGUUAGAAAAGCUUGCAUUGGUGUUGGAUGGAGUCGCAAAAAAUGGCGAAGAGGCGUUUUACAGUGGAAAUACUGCGAAGGAGAUUCUGGAUACAGUUAUUAGCAAUGGUGGAAAUUUGACUGCAAGUGAUUUGAACAAUUAUACCGCGUUGGAAACAGGGGUUUAUAGCCAAGACUUUGGAGACUACAAGAUUAUUUCAACACCUCCUCCAUCCAGUGGCACAGUCGUUCUAGCAGCCAUGAAUCUAAUCCACCGUCUCGGGUUACAGCAAGCCAAUCAAGACAAAGCUUUGAAUUAUCAUUACUUGGCAGAGGUUUUCAAAUUUGUAUUUGCUGAGAGAAGCAAACUUGGAGAUCCUCAUUUCAAUAAAGAUGUUAAAGAUGUUGUCACGCAGAUGCUAAGUAAAAAGAUGGCUGACGAGCUGAGCAAAAAGAUUUCUUUCAACAAGACCUACCCUGCAUCUUAUUACGGACCGUUCUUUUCAACCGCUGCUACUAAAGGAACUGCAAAUGUUGUUGUGCUGGGAAACAAUGGCGACUUAGUUUCAGUCGUAAGUACGAUUGGUGGCUCAUUUGGCUCCAAACUAGUAACAAAGUCUGGAAUUGUCCUCAACAACGGAAUGAGCAGUUUCUCAUCGCCUGGUUUCAAUGAUCGCGAUGGGAUACCCCCAUCAAAGGCAAAUUACAUAGAGCCUGGAAAAAGGCCCCUGUCGGCGGCAUCACCUGUCAUUGCGUUCAAUAAAAAGAAACCAUGCAGUGACCAGUAUAUAGUUGGAUCCAGUGGUGGGGCAAAGGCAAUCACUGCGACCAUCCAGGUUUUGGUAGAUCUUCUGCACUACCGUUUGUCUGGCGAAGAUGCAGUAAAAAGGCCAAGGAUCCACACGCAGCUUACUCCAGAUGCUGUCCUUGCUGAAGGCAAAAAAUUUCACAAAGCUGGGAUUGAUUCUGUAUUGAGUAAACUCAAAGCAAUGGGGUAUAAAAUGGACAACAGCGCUGAGAGACUGGGCACUAUUAACGUCAUAUCGCAACAAAAGAAAUUCAUUUCCACGUAUGCUGAUGAAAGAAAAAGUGGCGGAUCUGCUAAAUUCUAAUAUGGUAGUGGUAACUGGAGAAUUCAUAGAGUAAAUGGUCUGAGCAUGUUUGUUUAUUUAAUAAUGUUUGGAGAUGGUAACUGAUGCUUCUUGGAAACGUAUCGAUUUUCCUGGAAUGCCUCCUAACGAUAGUUGUUCAUUUCGUAUCUACCUAAUGUUUCUCCUGCGUUUCUUUUAUUGUAGGUUCUAAUAAUAUUAACAGCAGAAAUUAUACCAUUGUUCUUUCAUUUGCAACUAUAAAAAUCUAGACGAUGACAAGUUUUCCUAUAAAUCCAAGAGAAUAUGGUUCGUUUCGUUCUCUGGCUGGUAAAAUCGAAUGAUGUUUUGAAGCACGUGAACCUUUCGUCCAUUAAUUGUUCUAGUUUGAUAAAACAUAUUCAAGAUUGUACAGGCUAUGCAAUAUAAUUAGAAAAUAUGUCCCAAAUAGGCCUGAUUUUGAAAUAUUUUAGCGUAAGUUUAAUUUCUAAAAGGAAGCAGAUCUUCGCAUCCCAGUUUUUUUGCCAGAAAACAAUGUUGCCUGUUUUCUCUGUUUUCAGUUCAGGAUUAUUUCCUUAUCAACAUUAUUCGUCAAAUCCUUUCAUAAUGGCUUUUUAGUUCUACUUUAGAUUAGAAAGACCCUUGAAAAUUACUUAUUAGUCCUCCAGCUAACGAGCCAAAAUCUUCAAAAUUUUUCUAAAACGAAUCAAAAUAAGUCCCUGGCCUAUGUGGUUAUUUGAUUUUCAGUGUUAUUUUCGAAGCCGUCAACUACUGGGCCAUCAUUCCUUCUAGACUAUGGUAUUAUUUCAUAUCAGUAUAGUAGCAUUAAUUCAUACUUGAAACAAUUUAAUCAUAUUUGUUGUACCUAAAUAUUUACGAAAUUCAUUUAAGGAUUAAAGGGAACUAUUAAUAAACUUAUUAGCAUUGUAUGAAUACAAUUCUCAGGUUGGACAUUGGUAUACACAAGCAAUAUUUAACUGUGGUUUUUAAGCAAUUAUUAUAAUUAUAGCUGUUGUUGGUAUUAGCAAUAAGAAUGCAAUGUGGUGA
Molecule: messenger RNA, 3232 nt
Organism: Rhopilema esculentum
Lineage: Eukaryota; Metazoa; Cnidaria; Scyphozoa; Rhizostomeae; Rhizostomatidae
Product: glutathione hydrolase 1 proenzyme
Biological process (GO): glutathione catabolic process
Cellular component (GO): plasma membrane
Molecular function (GO): glutathione gamma-glutamate hydrolase
Source: RefSeq, a predicted model, not a curated record